Molecule: messenger RNA, 2436 nt
Organism: Closterium sp. Naga37s-1
Lineage: Eukaryota; Viridiplantae; Streptophyta; Zygnematophyceae; Desmidiales; Closteriaceae
Source: the annotation of a GenBank genome assembly
AUGGCGUCGGCGUCGCACACGGGGAAUAGCAACCCUCUGCCACCUCUUAGUGGCUCCGGGAGUAAGAGGAGCCGCGAGGAUGAGGAAACGGAUGAAAAUAUCACGGCCGUUUUCCCUGUCGAGGAGACGUCUCCGCAGAGUGUCGGAUUUCCGAAGAAGAAGCUGUGGGAUCAGCUGAGGAGCAUGCGAAUCAGCACUCCCCGCUCAACCCGCGCGAAAUCGAGGGUUUCGAAGUCUCACAGUGCGCGAAAGGCUGGUGCUUCCGGUGGUGAGACUGAGGUGCCUGGCGGAGCUGAUGGUGUGAUGCGUGGUGCUGAAGAUACGCUUGAUUCUGCUGCUGCUGAUGCGUGUGAUGGUCAAGGUGACGCUACUGCUGGCUCACCUGCUGAAGCACCAGAUGCGGCUGGAAAGCCUGCUGGCGCUGGAAAUGCCUCGGUUAUUGUCGCUUCUUUCAUCGCCGGUGCUGCUGAAGCCACUGCCGCAGCUUCCGAGGCUUUUGCCUUCCCUUAUGCUGCUCCCCGCCCAGCUGAACCCCCUGUUGGCACUCCGAACGGCGCUGCUGCCUCGCGCUGUACUUCUGCUGCCUCGGGCCGUGCUUCUGCUGCUGCUUCUGCUGCUCCUGCUACUCGAGCAGCAGCGGGCCGUCCCCCGGCAUCCACCCGUACUUCACUCCGACGAGCCUCUGCCAGGCUGAAAGCCAGAGGAGGAGCUCCGCCGUCAGGGUAUGUGAAACCGUUUGUGUCCCUUGCUCAGAGCGUCAGCAUGUUCGGCACCAGGAGCAACCGGUCAUCAGAUGUCGAGUCAGGCUCACACGCAGCUGGAACCACACACGAGCUUGGUCUGACCGUUCCUGAACCGUUUGACUUUAAGACAAACAGGCGCCUGCGACCGAAAGACGAGCAGCUGAAGAAGGAAGCGAAGCCGUUUGUGUCGCUCGCUCAGAGCGUCAGCAUGUUUGGUGCCAGGAGCGAUCAUCGAUCGUCAGAGACAGAGCUUAAAGCGCAUGAGAGUGGGCCUUCUCAUGGGGCUACUCUAACCGUACCUGAGCCGUUUGACUUCAAGACUGACAGGCGCCUGCGACCAAAGGACGAGCAGCUAAAGAAGGAAGCCAAGCCGUUUGUCUCGCUUGCUGAGAGCGUCAGCAUGUUUGGCGCCAGGAGCAGUCGGUCAUCCGAGAUCGAGUCCAACGCACAUGAGGGUGGGCCUUCUCACGGGGUUGCUCUAACCAUUCCUGAACCGUUUGAUCUGAAGACAGACCGGCGCCAGCGACCCAAGGACGAGCAGCUGAAGAAGGAAGCAAAGCCGUUUGUGUCCCUGGCCCAGGAGCUCAGCUCUUUCUCUGCACACAUGCGGCCGGAAGGCGACGCUUCUACUGCCGCCUCCUCUGCUGCUUCUGAUGCUCCUCAUGUGACCAAGCCUGUGUUGCCGAAGCUGCUGACGGCGCAGAGGGAGCGGCCGAGGAGGUUCAGGGUGCUGCAGGAAGGGGAGGCUGCUGGCACCGGGGUGACUACCCGGUCUGCUGUAAAGAGGGGAGCGACGCCUGCUGCUGGUGGUGCUGCUGCGACUGGUGCGGGUGCUGGCGGUGGUGUGGCUGGUCCGAGGCUUCCCACAGUGCCUUGCUCGCCCAUGCUGACCACCAAGUUGCGUGCACGAGGAACCAAGGUGAAGAGCAGUGAAGAGAGGGAGCUGGAGGAGAUUGCAAAUGCGUCGAAGCGCAUGCAUACCAGCAAGCACGGCAGCUCAGAGGCGCCAACCGUCAACCACCCACGAGAGUUCCACCUGUUCACUGAGGAGCGCGGGCAAGCAAAGCAGCACAAGCUACAGCAGAAGCUGGCAGAAGAGGAGGAGGAUAGGCGCAGGGCAGCCAUUCCCUUAGCAGCACCCAUGCCAUACACCACCCUCGCCCCGGAGUUCCUCCGCAAGCCGCCCACCAAGCCUGCCACAGAGCCGCACGAGUUUGAGCUGGAGUCAGUGAGGCGGCACCAGAUGGCGCAGCAGCGGCUGGAGGAGGAGGCGCAGAGGAAGGCGCAGGAGGAGGCUGCUCAGAAGGGGUUCCACGCACAGCCCCUGCCUGACAUGACCAAGCGUCCGGAGCCCCCCAGGCGCAGCAAUCGUGUGCUGACGGAGGUGCAGCCAUUCAACCUGAACGUGGACCGCCAGGCAGAGCACCACGCAUGCGCCAAGAAAGCGUUUGCUGAGAGGUGUCAGCGGGGGGAAGACGAGUACGCCAAGAUGCAAGCACGAUGGAAGAAGGAGGAGGAGGAGGAGAUCAAGAGGAUGCGCAAGGGGAUGGUUCACCAUGCAGUUCCCAAACCAUCCUACGAGGAACCCUUUGUUCCAAAACGGUCAGGGAAGCCCUUGACUCAACCAGUGUCUCCAUGCCCAGGCAUAGAGGCUGUGCGGGCAAGUAGGUUCCAGCAGGAGGACAUGUAUUAA